This is a messenger RNA of Funneliformis geosporum, 270 nucleotides long. NCBI's taxonomy places the organism in Eukaryota, Fungi, Glomeromycota, Glomeromycetes, Glomerales, Glomeraceae. The record is from the annotation of a GenBank genome assembly.
AUGUCAAAAUAUCUUGGACCGCCAUCUAAGAUACGUCGACCUGAUUUUCUUAAAACUUUAGAUCACCCAACUGGAUUAGAACUUGACAUUUAUUACCCGCAAUAUGGAUUUGCAACUGAAGUGCAAGGAGAACAGCACAAAAGAUAUAUAGAAUUCUUUCACGGAGGAGAUCCCAAUAAUUUUAUCAAACAGCAAGCACGGGAUCAACUCAAGAAAGAAUUAUGUGAAGAAAACCGGAUUGCCUUAAGAUAUUGGGAUCAUGUUUCAUGA